GCUACCAGCCUCAUUUUUUCUUGCUGUUACUGUGAGCUGGCAUUGUUUUCUGCUUGAAGCUUAUCAUGAGGCAUGUAGGGCUUUUUCCUUCUUUUUUUCCCCUUACUCUUACCGUUUGGUUUAAUAGAUAUGUGACAUUCUCACCAAAAAAGAUUUGACUUCUAUGUGCCCAUGGAAGUAGAUGGAAAGCAGUUUUUUGGUGGUUGUAAUUUGGUUUAGUCACCUAAGGAAGUAUAACUUUACCUUUCACGCGGUGUUCUAACAUUAGUUUCAUGUUUACAUUUGGAAAUAAAUGUGCAUUGAUCCUUCUAACUUUCCUCUACUUGGGCAAAAAUGUGUUGAUGAUCUGAAUGAAGAGGCUUUGUGACUUAAGGUGUGUUUGCAAUAGAGACACGACUUGGCAAAGUAGGAACUGCUAGGUAUAUUUUUGAUGCAAUCGCGUAGCAGGGACAGACUGGUGUCAGUUCUGCUGCUAACCAGGAAGGAAAAUAAAACUGCAACAGUAUAUGUUUAUGGGAAAUGAUUGCAAAUGUUUAUAGAUCUCUUACCUUGUAUAAGGUGCACGUGUUAGUCCUUGUGUUUCAGGAAGAGCAGAGAGAAAUGGGAGAUGGUGGAAGGAAUACAGCACUGCUGGCUAGAAACAGCUUUGUGUAAGAAGAGAUUGAUGGGGGUGGUAUUGUUUAGUUCUAAGCCAAGGUACCUGAAGGAAGAUACAAGGCAUGGAAAUCGGGACUGACAUGAUGGAUGAAGACAACAGUUGGCUGCCUUGUAUCAUUCAGAGUCUGUGGAUAUCAGCUCUCAGGUACUGGCUGUGUUGAUGGCUGCUUUUACAGAGCAGACGCAGGAGUCUGCUAAUUCUGUAUGUACUCAGACAGCGAUUUCAGUCAUGUAUGGUGUCUUAAAAAACAAAGCUGUACAAAAUUUUAAAUAGCUGCUCAGAGAGACCCUUUUAUUAGCUUCGUUCAAGGAAUGCAGCAGCACUUUUGCAGAACUAAAUUUAAUGUAAUCAGAUGUGGGGCGAAUCUUUUUUAAGAGAAUGAGGCAGCUGACUUAAGUCUGCGUGUUUUAUGAAUUCAAGCUUAAUAGUUUGGUGGAUAUUCUUGGUGUGUUUUCAAUGAGAAAGUAGAAAUUUGUGUGCCAGCUGUUGUUUUUCAUGUCAGAUAUUUGCUCUGCACUCGGCUGUGUGGACAUUUCCUGCUCUGGCCUUGACUCACUUUUAAAACUCGUUUAGGAACUCCUUGGAAGAAUUAUUUUUUUUCUGCAAAAAAAAUACAAGGGAUGCAACACUGCAUGCAUGUCAAGUGUUGUGAAGUAUAAAUAACAUCGAGCUCAUUUCCUUUUGACCAAUGGACAUCACAUAGUAUUCAUUUGGUCUUCAAAUCCAUUGAACAGCAUUUCUAAGAACUGCUAGAUAUUUUAUGUUUUACCAAAACAAUCCCUUGUUGCUAUCAGGUAAAUAUAAGAUGACAUCCCUUCAUUUCAUGAUGUUCCUCCGCCUCUUAUUUUAUUUUUUUCCUUUUCUGUUUUAACCCCGAGCUGCAUCAGAGUGGCAUGGCUGUUUCCUUGGCGUGGAUGGGAUGUGUUGUGAAGUGCAGCCUGUGACUAAUCGCCUCUUGCUGUCUCUGCCUAUUAGCUGUCUGAUGGUGAUGUGGUUGCACCACUUUCUACACAUGGCCUCAAGGAUCUGGCAUUGUGACACCCGUAUUAAAAUAUGCAACACUUGAUUUCUGGAGAUGUUUUGGGUUGGAAAAUCGGAGAGGUUAUGAACUGAUGUUGUGGCUGUUUCUACCCUUUUGUUUUAAUGACUGUUAGGUGGUAAUUGAGUGAGGUGUACCUAAUUAAUCCCUGACUAUGUAUUUUAGUGUACAGUCGAUGUCCUAGGGACUAUUUAUUUUCAGUUUUUCUCCCAUUUUGUUGAGUUGAUUUGAGCACUGUGGGUAUAUGGCUUAACGGUUGAGUUUUGCUUUGCUUUGUUGCUGUGAUAAUUUUAAAAUUGAAAACACGCUUGAAGUUUGUUAAAAGUCAGUGCUGAGCACGUUGAUUUGAUGAAUUAUUACCACAUGAAAAUACCAUGAAGGCACUUUGGGUUUUCAGGUUCACAUGCACCUUAAUCUUCCUAAACAGUUUACCAAAUGCAGACAAGUCCUGGACUGAUGAUUGAUUUAUUGGCAAAUGUGAAACUUGCAGGCUGUUGUGGAGAGUGUAGCUGUGUGAACUUCACAAUUAACUGCUGGCAUCUUGAGAGCUGUGGAGUAGUUCUGUUGAGAGAACAUUUUCUGUCUAUGACUUCUGUCAUGUUUAAGUAAAGGCAUUCCCAGUUCUGUUGUAUCUCACACCCCUGACCUCAACCCCAAAUGCUGUUCUAUGAAACAGAAUGUCAUUUAGUUUAGGAAAAUAGGAAGUCUAAAACUGAUGAGGAAGCAUCAUUAAUUUUUUCCACUUUUUUUUUAGGGGUUUAUAAGAAGAUAUAGGAACCGUUUCUCAAGCUGAAGACAAAGUAAAAGAAAACUGUAUCAUGUGUUAAAAUACCGAAGGGUGAAAUUUCUUGGAUUAGCAUAUUUCUGGAUUGCAAAGGAAAGGAAAGAAGAGACUGAAAAUGGGGAGAAAGAAAAUACAGAUCACGAGAAUAAUGGACGAACGGAACAGACAGGUCACCUUUACGAAGAGGAAGUUUGGAUUAAUGAAGAAGGCGUAUGAGUUGAGUGUACUCUGUGACUGUGAAAUAGCACUCAUCAUUUUUAACAGCUCUAACAAACUCUUUCAGUAUGCCAGCACUGAUAUGGACAAAGUUCUACUUAAAUACACAGAAUACAACGAACCCCAUGAAAGCAGAACCAACUCAGAUAUCGUUGAGACCUUAAGAAAGAAAGGCCUUAAUGGUUGUGAGAGCCCUGAUGCUGACGAUUACUUUGAGCACAGUCCACUAUCGGAGGACAGAUUCAGCAAACUAAAUGAAGAUAGUGAUUUUAUUUUCAAGCGAGGCCCUGCUCUGAACAAGAAGGAACACAGAGGGUGCGACAGCCCGGACCCUGACACUUCAUAUGUGCUCACGCCACAUACAGAAGAAAAAUAUAAAAAAAUAAAUGAAGAGUUUGAUAAUAUGAUGCGGAAUCAUAAAAUCGCACCCGGCUUGCCUGCUCAGAACUUCUCCAUGUCGGUUACAGUUCCAGUGUCCAACCCCAACACUUUAACCUACAGUAACCCAGGGAGUUCCCUCGUAUCCCCAUCACUGGCAGCCAGCUCAUCAUUAACAGACACGACCAUGCUCUCCCCACCUCAGACCACCCUGCAUCGGAACGUAUCACCUGGGGCCCCGCAGAGACCACCGAGUACUGGCAAUGCUGGUGGAAUGCUGGGGACAACUGACCUCACAGUGCCAAAUGGAGCUGGUACCAGUCCAGUUGGAAAUGGGUUUGUGAAUUCUCGAGCUUCACCAAGCCUGCUCGGCACUGCUGGCGGUGGGAAUGGCUUAGGCAAAGUCAUGCCUACAAAGUCUCCACCUCCACCUGGAGGAGGUAAUCUUGGAAUGAACAAUCGAAAACCGGACCUCCGUGUUGUCAUCCCACCCUCCAGCAAGGGUAUGAUGCCACCACUGAAUACCCAAAGGAUAAGUAGUUCUCAGUCCACGCAGCCCCUCGCCACCCCCGUGGUGUCAGUGACAACUCCCAGCUUGCCGCCGCAGGGACUCGUGUACUCGGCCAUGCCCACUGCCUACAACACUGAUUACUCCUUGACUAGCGCAGACCUGUCUGCCCUGCAGGGAUUUAACUCCCCAGGAAUGCUGUCUUUAGGGCAGGUAUCUGCCUGGCAGCAGCACCAUCUCGGUCCAGCAACCCUCAGCUCUCUCGUUACUGGCAGCCAGAUAUCUCAGGGUUCAAAUUUAUCCAUUAACACCAACCAAAACAUCAACAUCAAAUCGGAACCGAUUUCACCUCCCCGGGACCGCGUAACUCCCUCUGGGUUCCCGCAGCAGCAGCCCCCGCAGCAGCCACAGCCCCCGCAGCCCCCGCAGCAGCCGCCGCAGCGCCAGGAGUUGGGCCGCUCUCCUGUCGACAGCCUCAGCAGCUCCAGCAGCUCCUACGAUGGCAGCGACCGGGAGGAUCCUCGGAGCGACUUCCACUCUCCCGUGGUGCUGGGAAGGCCGCCAAAUUCAGAAGAUAGAGAGAGUCCGUCAGUAAAACGAAUGAGGAUGGACACGUGGGUGACAUAAACUUGCAGUGUUGCCUCUUCAGUUUUGCGUUCUCAAAAUGAACUGUCCUGACAUAUCUAAAUUUAUAAAUAAGGACAUGAAAUAAGUAUAUUUAUAUGUAUAUACAUACGUGCAUAUAUAUAUCUUCACAUGCAUAUAUAUGUGCUAGUGUGUGUAGCAUACACAGAAUCAUCAGGCACUUAUUACAAACUUCUUGUAUAGCUGCAGAUGUCCCAUGGUAAAACGUAACAGAACAAUCCUGUAGGUAUUGAUCUAGUCUGGCACUUACCUGGACUUGUUGUUUUAAUAAUAUAACCUGUUUUGCAAAGAAACAUUGUACCCGUAUUAUAAUCCUACCACACUAGAUUGCAGAAACCAAGAGGGCUCGCCUGUAGUAACGUCCCUGUGUGUUUUAUUAAAGCUGUAUGGUUACUUGUAGUUAAGAAAUAAUGCUUUGUAGCAGCAGAGCAGUAGAAAAGCAGGAAGAAGAAAGCAAUACUGUACAUAAAACGACCUUUAUAUUACCCCACCUGGCAUGGGUCUCUAUUGCAGAGGGUGCAUGGAGAAGGGCUGAUGCUAGAGAAAAUAAAAAAACAAAAACCCUGUUUUGCACGUGCAAAAAAAAAAAAAGUGUAUUGGGUCAAAGAAGUGAUUUUUUUAACAAGUGAGAGAGAGACAUAGAGAACUCGCAUGAAAUAUUCUGAAAAUAUUAGCCUAGAAAAUAGAACAUUAACAAAAUAAAAUUAAUAUAUUAAGUUAUAAUUGGAAUAUGUUUGACAAAUUUGUUUUUACGUUCAUACCUUUGAAAAAUAUAGAAAUGGAUUUUAGCUCAUGUAUAUUUUAUAUUAAAGAAAACAAUACCCUAAUGAAUUGAAGACUAUAUAUAAAGUUAUAUACAGUACUUUUGAACACAUUCUGCUAUGAAUUAUUUAUAUAAGCCAAAGCUGUAUGUUGUAGCUUUUUUGUAGAGUAUAGUUUUAUCUUAUUUUGACUUUCUAGUUUUUGCUUUCAAAGAUGAAAAGGAAAAACUUGCAGGCGGAACCUUGGGGGAAAAAUAAGCCAUGAACACUUAUAUGUAAAUUUAAAUUUGAGCCAAACUCUUUGUGUAUAUAGCAUCUUAAAUAUAUUAUCACCUUUGGUGUAAGUACCUAUGUAUUGUACGUUCACCAGAUUAAAAAGUAUAUUUUUGUGGAUUGACGCCGACUUGAGAAAGGCGAGGUCCUUAUUAAGUAGAGUAUUCACUGUUUAAUAUUUACUAUUUUGUUAAAUAUACUGUACUUUCUUUGGAUUUUAAUUAUUAUUAAUAUUAUUAUCCAGAUUUUUCAGAGGGUGUAUAAAGGGGUUUGUCCCCCUCACUGGUGGUGAAUGUGUGCCGUUAAAUUGUAAUCUCUGUGCUGUAUGGUUAAGCUUCAUUAUACAUUUUAUAUAUAUGUAUAUAAAUAGCAAAGUGGCAAAAAAAAAAAAUCCGGCGUUAAGUUCAUCCUGCAUAAAUAUAAAAAAAUCUGCUACAACACAUCUUAAGGCAUCGUUUUAAAACUGCCUCUUCUGAGGAGGAAAAAAAACAAAAAACAGUGGAAAAAGCUUGACCUAAUUUCUCCUGAUAGGGAAAUAACACAUAUCAGAUGAGCACAAAGGGUUUCUGAAAUGGUAAGUGGUUUGGGAUAAAGCUGCAGCUUCAGAAGGAAACAUGCAGAGCCUCUUUGCUGCUUCCCUGCAGCAGAGCAGGGCCAAGGCUUGCCCUGCAUGGAGCUGUGGGAAGGGGAAGGGCAGCACCUGAGCAGCAGCAAACUGCAGGAGCUGGGAGCACGCAGCUCCAGGGGAAGCAGCACUGCUCCAUGGAGCAUUCCUGCUUUGUAGACAUCACAUUCCCACCUUCCUGCAUGUUCUUUUAUGCUGGGAACCAAAUUAAGUAGGCCUUAAUGAAUUCUUAAUGAAUUACUGCUGGUAGUUCUGGGGGAAAAAAAAGGCAACAGUGCUGUUUUGUUACUGAAAGCCCUAUUAUAAGUAAUCCCUGAUAUUUAUAAAAUAAUUUUGCCAGAUUUUAAAAAAUUAAUUGAUUGAUAUUUUAACUAAGGAGUGUGAGAAACGAAAAUCCAACGUGACCCAAUGGGGGCAGCUCCAGUACCUUCUGGCUGCUCACUUUAACGUGUGACUGGAGAACCAAGCUGGUGCCUGUGGCUCUGCUGCUGUCAUGGUGACUCCUGAACACUUGCAGUCUCUGUCGCUCCAUGGCUGAGCUGUGAUGUUCUGCAGUUCCCGGGUGCAGGAGCCUGGAGGAAAGGGAGACUUCUCACAGCAGCUCAUUUAUUUCCCAAGUGACCGAAUUCACUUACCACUGCAGAGAUCCUUUCACUGCUUGGAAAAGUUAUGUGGUUUUUUUCAUUAUUUAUGCACAUAUAUGAACUUUGCUGUACAUCUGAGUGGGAGUUCUGCAUUCACAUUUACUGUCUAUUUUCUUGUGUGCCUUACGAGAUGGCUUUGCUGACUGUAUCUCAAUAGUCUUUAUUUCUAUGCAGGUUUGUAAACAGUACUAUUACUGUUUUCUUAAAGAAAAAGCUACAUAAGGGUUAGAGUUUGUAUUGAAAUUGCACCUAUGAAUUAAAAAACCAACACGUAAGUUCCUAGGAACUGCUCACAGGACUGUUCUGGUGUUGCCCUGUGCCCCAACCCCUCCCAGACUCAGCAGGAGACUCUGGCCGCGUUCUCUCCUAGCGGGAGAAGCUCACGCCACUGAAUAAAUGGGAAGCCUGAUUUUUAAUAACAGGUAACUAACUUUGGAACAUACUUUUUUAGGAAUUGUAAAAAUGUUUUAUAAUGAGAAAAAGACAUAGCACAGAUAUUUCAACAGGUGAAAAAUACUUUUUUUAACUAAGUAAAUAUAUUGAAGUUUCAAGUGAAUCCAAUCCUAGUUUGAACCCAUUGAAGCCUGAGUGACUUCAGAUUUCUAUCUUCUAUUGUGACAAAUCACCUCUCCAUCUCUGAGCUCUCACUUUAGUAUUUAAAAAUUCACAUGUAUUUGAAAAUCCCCGGUCAGGGAUUUGUCAGAACAAUGCUUCAGCCUUUCCUUUCACUCCAAGGACACUAAAGCAUCCGAACCUUGCGAAUUGCUGUGCGCACAAGAAAUACAUAGUAAAUAAGGAACAUAACAACUCCUAACAAUCCAUCGUGGGAAGAAGUUAAAUUAGAAUGUGAAAGAAAGACUUCAAUGUAAACGUUUAAAUCUUAGUAGAAACUUUCUUCACUUUGCUGUGCAAGAGAACACUGCUUUGCUAUAUUUAAAAUGGCUUUUUUAAAAGAGAUUUAUGUAUUUGGUAAAUGUUUGUAGUCAACAGUUCACAAAGAAGCUGUUCACGGUUUAAUGAUGAUAAGCCGUUUGGCGGCACAAGCUGGACUUUGUUGCCAUCCUUGAGACGAAUCUUUUAAGAAAAAAAUAAGUUAAUCUCAAUUUUUUCCCUGAAUGUGUUGUUUUUUCUUCAAUAUACAAUAAAUAUUCUAGUGAACUUUUUAUCAAAUGGUUAAGAAAAAUGCUAGAGGUUGUUGUAAAAUAUUUGUAUCCUGCAUUCACUAAAGUAAAGAUACUGGCUUUUACUGUGUA
Molecule: messenger RNA, 7784 nt
Organism: Phasianus colchicus (ring-necked pheasant)
Lineage: Eukaryota; Metazoa; Chordata; Aves; Galliformes; Phasianidae
Gene: MEF2A
Product: myocyte enhancer factor 2A
Biological process (GO): cell differentiation; positive regulation of transcription by RNA polymerase II
Molecular function (GO): RNA polymerase II cis-regulatory region sequence-specific DNA binding; histone deacetylase binding; protein dimerization activity
Source: RefSeq, a predicted model, not a curated record